Solanum dulcamara is the source of this 823-nucleotide messenger RNA. RefSeq names its product SUMO-conjugating enzyme SCE1-like. NCBI's taxonomy places the organism in Eukaryota, Viridiplantae, Streptophyta, Magnoliopsida, Solanales, Solanaceae. Gene Ontology annotation, cellular component: nucleus. Bases 112 to 594 code for a protein of 160 amino acids. The transcript has 5 exons. The record is from RefSeq and is a predicted model, not a curated record. Gene Ontology annotation, biological process: protein sumoylation. Gene Ontology annotation, molecular function: SUMO conjugating enzyme activity.
GACUCGUUUCCCUUCCCCUUUUUUUGACCCUUUAAAAGGGAGGCAGCCAAAAGGAAACUCUUCUAGGAGAUUAUUCACUGCUCAUUUAGUCAUUAACCUUAAACAACAACAAUGUCGGGAGGUAUUGCUCGUGGUCGUCUUGCAGAGGAACGGAAAGCUUGGAGAAAGAAUCAUCCCCACGGUUUUGUUGCUAAGCCGGAGACACUUCCCGAUGGGUCAGUGAACUUGAUGAUUUGGCACUGCACCAUCCCUGGUAAAACUGGGACUGAUUGGGAAGGUGGUUGUUAUCCACUUACUAUUCACUUCAGUGAAGAUUAUCCGAGUAAACCACCAAAGUGUAAAUUCCCAACAGGCUUUUUCCAUCCAAAUGUCUAUCCGUCUGGAACAGUUUGCUUGUCGAUCCUCAAUGAAGAUAGUGGGUGGAGACCAGCCAUCACCGUGAAACAGAUACUGGUUGGUAUCCAGGACUUGUUAGAUCAGCCAAACCCUGCUGAUCCCGCCCAAACUGAGGGGUAUCAUAUGUUUAUUCAGGAUGUUCUGGAGUACCGAAAGAGGGUGCGCCUGCAGUCUAAGCAGUAUCCACCUCUUGUUUAAAGAGAAUGUUUGUCUAAUCUUGUGGUUGGCUCUAAUGUAUGCAACGUUUGCUGUCAAAUAGAGGGCAAGGAAUCUUCUAGCUAGUGAUUCUGAUUGGUAUUUGUUUAAGUGGAGAAGUAAAUAUUUAUAACUACAGGAUUUUAUAUCUGAUAUUGCAUUUCAUAGAGUUUGUGUAGAACAAACACAGCUGCAAAUUGUUAUCUAAAUGUUGGAAAUGUGUUGGAAGUUA